AUGGCAGCAAGGAAGAUGCAUGAGCGGGGGGAAGUGAUAUGGGAGCUGUGUCGAGCCCCUGCGCUGCAUGAGUGCCAGGGCUGGGCAGGAAGGGGAAGUGGUCAGCCCAACCGUCCCUGGCACGGGGUCCCGGGUCCUGUUCUGCAGCCUGAGGCGACGCAGGAGGGCUCUGGUGCCAGCGGGAUGGCGACCGACCGGGUGAAGAACCUGCAGAGCGAUGUGGAGGGGGUGAAGAACAUCAUGACCCAGAACGUGGAGCGGAUCCUGGCGCGGGGCGAGAACCUGGACCACCUGCGGAACAAGACAGAGGACCUGGAGGCGACGUCCGAGCACUUCAAGACGACCUCGCAGAAGGUGGCCCGCAAGUACUGGUGGAAGAACGUCAAGAUGAUCAUCAUCAUCUGCGUGGUGGUGGCCAUCAUCCUCAUCCUCAUCAUCCUCCUGGCCACCAAAGUCAUCCCCACAUAGGCCCCUGCUGGCUGCAGCCUCCCUCUGCUGGGUCCUGGGCUGAGGCUGCUGUUGUGCCCUGACCCCGCUCCCCAUGGAAGCACAGUGUCCCCUGGGGGUAACUCCCCUGCUCCGUCUGCCUUGACUCAGCCCUCAGAUCCUUUCCCAGGCUGGUGCUAACACCCACGCAGGCACAGCUCCCAGUUCUGCCCCCCUUGGCCCCAGCCACACAGGACGGCUUUGGGGGGCAGGGUGGUCCCCCCCGCCCAGCGCAGCAGGCUCUAUCCCAGCUGAGCGAGGUGCUGCUGACCCCCCCACCCAGUCUGUGGGACAAGGGCUGCUCUGCCCUCUGCUGCAAGUGGCUUUGCUGGGCCCAGCAGGGGGGAAUCUCCUUCUUCCCUUGGGAAAUCACACGGGGGGAGGGUGCAGGUGGCUUGGCCAGCCUGGGAGCUGCUGGGCUUCUCCCCUAGCGCCCCCCCCCCCCCCC
Pelodiscus sinensis (Chinese soft-shelled turtle) is the source of this 934-nucleotide messenger RNA. The record is from RefSeq and is a predicted model, not a curated record. Lineage: Eukaryota; Metazoa; Chordata; Testudines; Trionychidae.